Messenger RNA from Penicillium brasilianum, 1322 nucleotides. The record is from the annotation of a GenBank genome assembly. Lineage: Eukaryota; Fungi; Ascomycota; Eurotiomycetes; Eurotiales; Aspergillaceae.
CUUACAUGGCCACACGACGUCAAGAGACAAGAUCGAGGUGGGGAUGUAUGAACUGCCGCAAACGCCGCAAGAAAUGCAGCGAAGGCCGACCUAGCUGUCAACUCUGUACAGAGCGGGGUGUGGAAUGUAUCUACCCCGACUGGACCGUAGUCAAAUAUGCUCGGACUCGACAACGGAGGAUACAGCUUCAAGAAGCCAAUAUCGGUCGGCCAUCUGCACGGCCAACAUUGCUUCCAGCGCAACCAAGCAACCCCGAAUCGCGAUUUAUCUUUCAUUUCAACACCAUCUUAGCCGGCCUGAUCAGUUUCUCGUUUCCACAGAUGGGUGCUCAAAAUCCGUUUUUACAGCAUGUUCUACCGCGAACAUCCAAUGCUGCCCAGGUCCGGUACGCCGUAGAAGCCGUUGCUGCGGGUCAUCUCUAUCAUCUUGGUGCCGAGUCUGGAGAUCGAGCGACCCAGCUACAUUCAAGAGCGUUGAAUCUCCUCGCUGUGGAAUUGUCGCGCCCGCAGCUCGAGGAGACCUCACGUAUGAACUUGCUUGCGAGUAGUCUCCUCUUGAUAUACUUUGAGAUUGUACUGGGAAACUCCGCAAGCAACGCAUGGUGUCACCUCCGGGGCGCAAAGGUGUUAUUAGAAUGCAACCGUGCCGACCCCGAAUCCCCAUGCAUGUUAUUCUUCCGGAAGAUCUUCCAGUACUUCAACGUGAUGCUCGCGCUUUCCCUGGAAAUACGUCCUCUUCAGAUUAACGCAGACUCUGGGUCCGACUUCAGCGACAACGUGGACACAGUCUUUGGUUGUACUGCUAGCCUUUGGCCACUCAUGCAUCAUCUAGCCGAUCUUAUGGGUCGCGCCCGCCUAGGAGAUGACAUAACCGAAGAUAGUAAACAUUUGAUGGCCGAAUUACAUGCGUGGUCGAUUGAAUCGUCGUUUGGCACUGACGCCUAUGCCGAGGCAAUGGUUCAGAUUGCACGAUCCUACAAAUUCUGUGGACUUUUGAUGCUUCGUCAGGCUGUUCAUGGCCAAAAACCUAAGCACCACAAAAACUCUACCCUUCAAGGCGACGAAGAGUAUAGGUCAGCUUUUGACAGUGUCCUCCGCGUGUGCGUUUUGUCUCUACCGAUGGCUACGUUGACUUGGCCGCUGUAUGUGGUUGGAAAGCUAGCCUCUUCGACUAGUGAUCGUACUGUCAUUCUGCAUAUAUUUUCGCAUUUUCUGGAGAAACAUCAUAUGAAGGUGGUCGAUGGAGCUCGGGCUGCUGUACAGGCACAUUGGGAGGGACGGAGGCCUAGUUGGCACCAAUCGGCGCCUGUGCUGCUUGGUUGA